Aphidius gifuensis is the source of this 2405-nucleotide messenger RNA. RefSeq names its product cryptochrome-1 (gene Cry2). Gene Ontology annotation, cellular component: nucleus; cytoplasm. NCBI's taxonomy places the organism in Eukaryota, Metazoa, Arthropoda, Insecta, Hymenoptera, Braconidae. Gene Ontology annotation, molecular function: DNA binding; FAD binding. The transcript is spliced from 9 exons. Gene Ontology annotation, biological process: entrainment of circadian clock by photoperiod; circadian regulation of gene expression; negative regulation of DNA-templated transcription. Bases 238 to 1815 code for a protein of 525 amino acids. The record is from RefSeq and is a predicted model, not a curated record.
CGUGGUUUACUAUCACAUAUAUAAAAUAUAUUUUUCCCUCUCACUAUCCCCAUAUUUUUUUUGCUUUUUUUUAUCUACAAGCUAUUACAACUUUAGCAUUACCACCUCUUGUCAUCAGCAUAUCCACACUCAAUUCAAUCCUCAUACACUCGACAAUUCAACAAACCUAUCAACUCCAUCAAAGAUAAAUAUCAAGAAUGGAUGAUUCUUAUGGAUGAAUAAUUUAAGUGAAGUGAAAUGACAGGAAGCAGACACCAUGGCUGUGACCAGGGUGUGUCUAGCCAGGUUGACAAUGUACCCAAGGCAAAACAUUCAGUUCACUGGUUCAGAAAAGGUUUGAGACUUCAUGAUAAUCCUUCAUUAAGAGAUUGUCUAGCUGAUGCAUGUACCUUCAGGUGUGUUUUUGUCAUUGACCCAUGGUUAGCCGGAAGCAAAAGUGUUGGUGUCAACAAGUGGAGAUUUCUUCUUCAAUGCCUUGAAGAUCUUGAUGUAUCAUUGAGGAAAUUAAACUCCCGGCUUUUUGUGAUACGUGGACAGCCAACAGAUGCAUUACCAAAAUUAUUUCGUGAAUGGGGUACAACAAAUUUGACCUUUGAAGAAGAUCCUGAACCAUUUGGUCGUGCACGUGAUCAUAAUAUCACAACUCUUUGCAAAGAAAUCGGUAUUUCUGUUGUUCAAGUUGCUUCACAUACUCUAUACAAAAUGGACGAAAUUUUAGAAAGAAAUGGUGGAAAAUCACCAUUGACUUAUCAUCAGUUUCAAAGUAUAAUAGCAGGAAUGGAUUCACCAUUACCACCAGUUCCGACAAUAACUGCUGAUUGUAUUGGUGCUGCGUAUACUCCUUUACAAGCUGAUCAUGAUGAAAAAUAUGGAGUACCAACUCUUGAUGAACUUGGCUUUGAUAUUGAGAAAUUGAAACCACCAGUUUGGAUUGGUGGUGAGAGUGAAGCUUUGGCAAGAUUAGAACGUCAUUUAGAACGUAAAGCUUGGGUUGCAAGUUUUGAACGACCUAAAAUGACACCACAAUCAUUAUUACCAAGUCAAACAAGUUUAUCACCAUAUUUACGUUUUGGUUGUUUAAGUACAAGACUAUUUUAUUAUAAACUUUGUGAACUUUAUAAACAGAUUAAAAAAGCAAUGCCACCAUUGUCAUUGCAUGGACAACUUUUAUGGCGUGAAUUUUUUUACUGUGCUGCAACAAAAAAUCAAAAUUUUGAUAGAAUGAAAGGCAAUCCAAUAUGUUUACAAAUUCCAUGGGAUACAAAUGUUGAAGCACUUUCAAAAUGGGCAAAUGGAACAACUGGAUUUCCAUGGAUAGAUGCAAUAAUGACACAAUUACGUGAAGAAGGUUGGAUUCAUCAUUUAGCAAGACAUGCGGUUGCUUGUUUUUUAACAAGAGGUGAUCUUUGGAUAUCAUGGGAAGAAGGAAUGAAAGUAUUUGAUGAAUUUCUUCUUGAUGCUGAUUGGUCAAUAAAUGCUGGUAUGUGGAUGUGGCUAUCAUGUAGUUCAUUUUUUCAACAAUUUUUUCAUUGUUAUUGUCCUGUAAAAUUUGGUAGAAAAGCUGAUCCAAAUGGUGAAUAUAUAAGACGCUAUUUACCAGUAUUAAAAAAUUAUCCAACACGUUAUAUUCAUGCACCUUGGAUGGCACCAUUGAGUAUUCAACGUGCUGCAAAAUGUAUUAUUGGACAUGAUUAUUCAAUGCCAAUGGUUAAUCAUAGUAAAAAUUCAAGAAUAAAUAUGGAAAGAAUGAAACAAGUUUAUCAACGAUUCAACAAGUAUCAUAAUAAUGAUGAAAUUAAAUUAUUAAUUAUUUAAUUUAUCAUUUCAUUUACAAUAUUCAUGACUUAUAUAUUUCAUGUUUUUAUAUUAUUAAAAAAAUACAUUGUUAAGAUAUUUAAACAAUGUUUUUUUUUUGUAAUAAGCAUGUUGAGAAUAAUUGGUAAAUCAAUAAGUAAUCAUCAAAUGCUUGUGGAAUAUAGAAAUUUUUUUUUUUUUUUUUUAAUUAAUAAUAAUACGCAAAAAAACAUUUUUAUAUUAGUAAAAUUAAUAAUAACUCAUGAGUAUUGAUUCAAGUAUUUUUAAAAUAAAUAAAACUUAUUAUUAUUCAACAAGAAAUAAAAAAAAACUAUUAAUUAAUUGAUAAAAAAUAUAAUAAUGAAUUAAAAAUUAAAAAUAUUAAUAAUAUGCCUUGAUUAUUAAUGUGCAUUUUCUUCUGAUAAUUUUAUACGAAAAAUGUUAUUAAUAAUAAAUGUAUAAAAUAUUUAAGAUCCAUUGAAAAAGCUUACCUGAAAUUAAUAUAUGUAUUUUUAUGUAAAAAAAACGAAAAAAAUCAUUUAUAAAAAUAAAUAACAAUACAUAUCAAAUGAAAAAUUAAUAUUAAAAAUAAUAAACAAAUUUUUAAAUUA